CUCUCUCUCUCUCGGGAGCUGCUGCCGCCGCCGCCGCCGCCAUGGGGAAACCGCGCUUCAAGGGCCGCCGCGCCAGCCUGAACCCGUCGCGCGCCAGCACCAACCCCGAUCGGCCGGUCGGCGCCGGAGGCCACAACAUGCGGGACCGCGCCACCAUCCGGCGCCUCAACAUGUACCGCCAGCGGGAGCGCCGGAACAAUUGUGGGAAACUGGUCCGACCACUUGAGUUCCAGUCCACUGUGGCACCAGGCACCAUAGCACGAGUGGAGCCCAACAUUAAAUGGUUUGGAAACACACGUGUGAUCAAACAGUCCUCUCUCCAGAGAUUCCAAGAGGAGAUGAAGACCGUGAUGAAGGAUCCUUAUCGAGUGGUCAUGAAACAAAGCAAAUUGCCUCUCUCUCUCCUUCACGACCGAAUUAAACCUCACAAUUCCAGAGUCCAUAUUCUUGAUACAGAAACCUUUGAAACAACUUUUGGUCCAAAAUCACAGCGGAAACGGCCAAAUCUCCUAGCAAGGGAUGUGCAGUCUCUGGUGGCAAGUGCCAUAGCUGAGGCCAGCAGCUAUAGCCAAGAUAAAGAUCGGGAUCUGGUGACAGAGGAUAACGGAGUAAGGGUGGAGGUGCAAGAGGAAAUCUACAAAAAAGGACAGUCUAAGCGGAUCUGGGGAGAACUUUACAAGGUGAUUGAUUCGUCAGAUGUCAUUGUGCAAGUAUUGGAUGCUAGAAAUCCCAUGGGGACCCGUUCCCCUCACGUGGAGGCCUACCUAAAGAAGGAAAAGCCCUGGAAGCAUCUCAUUUUCGUCUUGAACAAAUGUGAUCUUGUGCCCACAUGGGUCACGAGGCACUGGGUUGCACUUCUGUCUCAGGAUUAUCCGACCUUGGCUUUUCAUGCCAGCCUCACAAACCCUUUUGGAAAAGGGGCCUUCAUUCAGCUCUUGAGGCAGUUUGGAAAGCUGCACGUAGACAAGAAGCAGAUCAGCGUGGGCUUCAUUGGAUACCCUAAUGUGGGAAAGAGCUCUGUGAUCAACACACUCCGCUCCAAGAAGGUCUGCAGCGUGGCUCCCAUUGCUGGUGAAACCAAGGUAUGGCAGUACAUCACUUUAAUGCGCCGUAUUUUCCUUAUUGACUGCCCAGGCGUGGUGCACCCCUCAGGAGACUCAGAAACAGAUAUUGUACUGAAAGGAGUGGUUCAGGUAGAAAAAAUCAAGAGUCCAGAAGACCACAUUGCUACAGUGCUGGACAGAGCCAAGCCAGAAUACAUCAGGAAAACAUAUAAAAUAGACUUCUGGGAAAAUGCAGAGGAUUUUCUGAAGAAGCUAGCAUUCCAGACGGGAAAGUUACUGAAGGGGGGAGAGCCUGAUCUGCACACAGUCAGCAGGAUGGUGCUGAACGACUGGCAGCGGGGCCGCAUCCCGUUCUUUGUGAAGCCUCCAAAUGUGGAACAGGACUCCCAGCCUACAGCAGCUGCUUCAGAUGUGCCCACAGACCUGAGUCACAGUGAGAACGCAGGGAUGAUGGAAAAAUGUGAAGAACAGACUGGGAAUGAUGAAUGCACCAACGUGGCACCAAAAUGGCCCUUGCCCCACGUGCAGCAAAACUAUAAGAAGAUAACUGUGACCCCUCAGUUCUUGGAAGAGGAUCUGGUUCCUGUGAAUGUACUGGAUAUCAGUGAAACAGACAAUGAUACAGAGGAAGACGAGGAGGAAGAGCAGAACUCACCACGUGGGAGGCCAACUUGUGAGGCUAACACCAGAGAAGAUUCAAAGGUAGUACUGAAGUCACUGGACGAGAAGAUUGCCAAGUACAGGAGAUUCUUGGAUAAGGCAAAGGCCAGGAGGUUCUCAGCAGUAAGAAUCCCUAAGGGGCUGAGUGAAAAAAUAUUUGCAAAAUCACAGUUGGAUUCAGCAGCUCUUGAAACUGAGAAGACUGGAGGAAAACUGAGGGAAAGAAAGAAAAGGAAGGUACCAGAGGGAGAGGAGCAGCAGAGCUCCAGUGUCUGCCAGCUUAAGAACCCCUGCAAGAAACAGAAUUCAAAGGAGAAGAGAAGAGCAGAGCGGCAGCAGCACUCAAAGAAAGUUGGUGUUCGGUAUUACGAUACUCAUAAUGUCAAAAAUAGAAACAGGAACAAGAGGAAAUUGGACGCUGGAGCCCAGAGACUGACAACUUAAGAUAAAUAAAGAUAAAUAUCAAAAUCUAAAAAAAAA
Molecule: messenger RNA, 2204 nt
Organism: Candoia aspera
Lineage: Eukaryota; Metazoa; Chordata; Lepidosauria; Squamata; Candoiidae
Gene: GNL2
Product: G protein nucleolar 2
Exons: 17
Coding region: 42-2168 (708 amino acids)
Cellular component (GO): nucleolus
Molecular function (GO): GTP binding
Source: RefSeq, a predicted model, not a curated record